AAAUUGCCAAGAAGACACAUUUAAUCAAACACUUUCAUUAUUUUUUUUAUCAAGGGCUAAGAAAAUGAUUUUGUUUUUUGUAAAUAUCCUGGCGGCAACGUCACUAAUUCCUCCGGUUGACCGGUAAAGUGCAUGCUAGUUUGUAGGUUAGCUUCACAUUGUGUAGCUUGUUUCUAAACUGCACGAGUUAUGUAAGCGGGCAAUGUGUUUAUGUCACCAAAACCAACUAAUACUAUAUGAUGUAUCUCUGUAUGGAAGGGGUCGUUGCUUAAAGUAGUUUGUGUGCUGGUGUUGGCUGCGAUUACUAAACGAUUACCCACUUCAUCUAGUAGUAGGUAUAUAUUCUUUAGUCUGAAACGUUACUACAUUCGUAAUAGUAGUCACAAAAACCUAGAUAAUUGACAACCCUAGCUAUCGGAAGAACAUGUACCUAAUACCUAUUACGCAAAUAAUCUUUUUAUAUUUAUCAAGUUGUAGUUAGUUCAACGAAGGACAUCAUUGCGCCAGAACCAGAAGUUAAACCAUUUUGAGUCAUUCCUGGAUUGGUGUGUUUUGCUUUGUAUUUUUGCCAGUGAAAGUGCGAAGUUUCUGCUAUGGAUAACAAACAAGGCACCAAGGUGGUGGUCUGUGGUUGCUGAUGGGGGACACAAAGGACACCUGGAAAGUGAAGACACUUGAGGAAAUUCUACAGGAGAAAAAACGCAGAAGAGAGCUAGAGGAAAAGACGGAGCCCAAGCGCCAGAAAAAUUUUGCUCCAUGUCCUGUUCCGCAGGUGGAUGAUCGGGAAGCUAAACGGGACACUCCGGAAGAAGGGGAAUUACGUGAUCAAAGAAUGGAAAUAACAAUUCAAAACUCGCCGUACACACGGGAAGGCUCGACAGAGGACAGGGGCGAGGAAGAUGAUUCACUCGCAAUCAAGCCCCCACAGCAGAUGGCCAGGAAGGACAAGUCGCACCACAGAAAGGAGGACAAGAGGAAAGACAAGAGACGUCACCGUAGCCACUCGGAUGAAGGAGACGCAAAGCACCCCAGGCCCAAAGACAAGGACAAAGACCGAGAGAGUGAGCGCAGGAAGCGGCUGUGGGAGGAGGACAAGGCCAGACGGGACUGGGAGCGGCAGAAGCGUCGGGAGCAAGCGAGGGCCCACUCGCGCAGAGAGAGAGCUGACGGGGGUUGGGAGGGUGUCUGCCGAACGCCUGACUGGAUGACUGUAUCUCCUCUGGACCACAGGGACCGCCUGGAGCAACUGGAGCGCCAGCGCGAGCGCGACCGUAAGAUCCGCGAGCAGCAACAGAAGGAGCAGCGGGACUUAAAAGAGAGAGAGAGGCGGGCGGACGAGCGCCGGAAGGAGCGCGAGAUGCGCCGCGAAGGGCCGUCCCAGCACCGGGCCCUCCCGGAGGAGUACGAGGACAAAGCCAAGCAGAGCCACCGCAGCCGCAGCCCCAGCCGGGCUACACGGGACCGCCCCGACCUCAGUGAGGCCCGCAAGCCCGGUGUGUCCAAGGAGGAGAAGCCAGAGGACAAAGACCCCUUGGCUGACCUGCAGGACAUCAGCGGCAGCGAGAGGAAGACCAGCACGGCAGAGUCCUCUGCCGGGUCAGGGUCCGGUUCUGAGGACGAGGACGGAGAGGAAGACGAGGGGUCUAGCAGCCAGAGUGACGAGGAGGAGGAUGAUGAUGAGGAGGAGGACAAUGGAGAGGCAGAGUCCGCCUCUGCCUCAGGAAGGUCUGAAGCGCCAAGUGCAGAAGAUGUCAGUGAAGACGAUCGGUCAGAGGAGGAGUUUGAGGAAGAGCGGGAAAACGGGACCCACAUUCCUGCAGUGCCCGAGUCCCGCUUCGACCACGACACCACGGAGGAGAGCGGCGAGGACAUGGACGAGGUGGAGGACGGUGAGGCCGUGGAGGGGGACGAGCCCACCCCGGGCUCGCACGCCCAGACCCGCUCGCCCACCCCGGAGGAGGACUACGUCCCCGACUCCCCGCCCAUCUCGCCCGUGGAGCAGAAGAAGGAGCUGCCCAAGUACCUGCCCGCGCUGCAGGGCUGUCGAAGUGUUGAGGAGUUCCAGUGUCUGAACCGGAUCGAAGAGGGCACCUAUGGUGUCGUGUACAGAGCCAAAGACAAGAAGACAGAUGAAAUCGUGGCAUUGAAAAGGCUGAAGAUGGAGAAGGAGAAGGAGGGCUUCCCCAUCACCUCGCUGAGAGAAAUCAACACCAUCCUGAAGGCUCAGCACCCAAAUAUCGUAACCGUCAGGGAAAUUGUGGUUGGAAGCAACAUGGACAAGAUCUACAUUGUGAUGAACUACGUGGAACAUGACCUGAAGAGUCUGAUGGAGACCAUGAAGCAGCCCUUCCUACCAGGUGAGGUGAAGACCCUGAUGAUUCAGCUGCUGAGAGGGGUCCGACAUCUCCACGACAACUGGAUCCUCCACCGCGACCUGAAGACGUCCAACCUGCUGCUCAGCCACAAGGGCAUCCUCAAGAUUGGGGACUUUGGCUUGGCGCGGGAGUACGGAUCUCCGCUGAAGCCCUACACCCCCGUGGUGGUGACCCUGUGGUACCGCUCCCCAGAGCUGCUGCUGGGGGCCAAGGAGUACUCCACCGCGGUGGACAUGUGGUCCGUGGGCUGCAUCUUCGGCGAGCUCCUUACCCAGAAGCCUCUCUUCCCGGGGAAAUCCGAAAUCGACCAAAUCAACAAGAUUUUCAAGGACCUUGGCUCGCCCAGUGAGAAGAUCUGGCCCGGCUACGGCGAGCUCCCGGCUGUGAAGAAGAUGACCUUCACCGAGUACCCGUACAACAACCUCCGCAAGCGCUUCGGAGCCCUGCUCUCGGACCAGGGCUUUGACCUCAUGAACAAGUACGGCUGA
Molecule: messenger RNA, 2863 nt
Organism: Gadus macrocephalus (Pacific cod)
Lineage: Eukaryota; Metazoa; Chordata; Actinopteri; Gadiformes; Gadidae
Gene: cdk11b
Product: cyclin dependent kinase 11B
Exons: 18
Coding region: 638-2863 (741 amino acids)
Biological process (GO): protein phosphorylation; regulation of mitotic cell cycle
Cellular component (GO): nucleus
Molecular function (GO): ATP binding; cyclin-dependent protein serine/threonine kinase activity
Source: RefSeq, a predicted model, not a curated record